Myxocyprinus asiaticus (Chinese sucker) is the source of this 3734-nucleotide messenger RNA. RefSeq names its product membrane metallo-endopeptidase-like 1. Gene Ontology annotation, molecular function: metalloendopeptidase activity. Lineage: Eukaryota; Metazoa; Chordata; Actinopteri; Cypriniformes; Catostomidae. Gene Ontology annotation, cellular component: plasma membrane. The record is from RefSeq and is a predicted model, not a curated record. The coding region runs from base 107 to 2407 and encodes 766 amino acids. Gene Ontology annotation, biological process: protein processing. The transcript has 24 exons.
CACCACACACCAGCUCUGGGUGCAAACUCAGAAGGGGUGUUGGGGAAAUUGAAAGGCGUCCUAAAAGGGCCAACAAGGAUUCCAUCAUCAUAAGAUAGCUCCGAGAAUGGGAAAAUCAGAGAGCCAAAUGGAUAUCAUGGAGAAAACCAAUAAACCUAGAAAGCAUCGCUGGACCGUCGUGGAGAUCGGAUUGUCCAUUAUUGUGCUUCUCAUGAGCUGUGCUCUGGCUGGACUCAUCGUGCUCUACACUUCAGCUGUGAGAGAGCGCUUUAACAGAAACGAUUCUUCAAAAGGGCUGAAAUAUCGAUCAAACUCUGACAGCAAUGUCUGUACAACCCCAGAGUGUGUGACUGCUGCAGCACGAUUGCUCCAGAACAUGGAUCCCAGCGUGGAGCCAUGCCAGAACUUUUAUCAAUACGCCUGUGGAGGCUGGAUCGAGCGUCACGUCAUCCCAGAGACCAGCUCACUCCACAGCGUAUUCAACAUCCUGAGAGACGAGCUGGAGAUAGUGCUCAAGGGAGUUCUUGAAAUGGAAAGUAAGAGUGAUAGAGAGGCCUUCAAGAAAGCCAAAACACUUUACAGUUCAUGCAUGAAUGAGAAUUUGAUUGAGCAGCGGGACUCGCAGCCUCUUCUCAGACUCAUCGACAGUAUUGGUGACUGGCCCGUUGCCUCUGAGGUCUGGAACAGCACAUCAGAGGAAGCAUGGAGCCUGGAGGACAAGCUGGCCAUUCUGAAUGCCCGGUACAGUAAGAAGGCUGUGCUCGAGAUGUUUGUAUGGCCAGAUGACCGCGACUCUAGCCGCUACAUUAUCCAUGUUGACCAGCCAGCACUUGGCAUGCCUUCAAGAGAUUAUUACCUCAGUGAUGGAAACUAUAAGAAGAAGGUGCGUGAGGCCUACCUGGAGUUCAUGGUUUCCAUGGCGAGGAUAGUGCGAGAAGACCGGAACUUGACCCAAGAUGAAGAGCGCGUGUGGGAGGAGAUGAUUCAAGUGUUGGAGUUGGAGACGGACAUUGCUAACGCUACCUCACCUGCAGAAGAACGCAAUGACAUCACUGUGCUGUACAAUAAAAUGACACUGACAGAGGUGCAGCAAACGUUCAACCUCAAUGGCUUUAACUGGACACGCUACAUCCAAGGUAUCAUGUCCAGUGUUUUGAUUACAGUGCAACCAGAAGAACCCAUCGUCGUGUACUGCUCACCAUAUCUCGAGAAGCUCACUGAUGUUCUCUCUAAACACAGUCACAGGACUCUGCAGAACUAUCUGUCCUGGAUGCUCAUCAUGGAGCGGGUGAGCAGUCUGAGCCGUCGCUUCAAAGAUGUGAGAGCGCACUACAGAAAGGCUUUGCAUGGCACUACAGUAGAGGAGGCGAGAUGGAGAGAUUGUGUACGUUACGUUCAGGGCAACAUGGAAAACGCGGUUGGGGCUCUGUAUGUACGGGAAACAUUCUCUGGAAACAGCAAACGCAUGGUGGGUAAUCUGAUUAGACAGAUUCAAGAGGCUUACGUAGAGACGCUGGAAGAGUUGAGCUGGAUGGAUGAACAGUCCAAGGAAAAAGCCAGAGAGAAGGCUAUGGCGAUAUCAGAACAGAUUGGUUAUCCUGACCACAUCCUUGAGGAGCAGAAUCAGAAACUGGAUGAGGAAUACACUCAUCUUAAUUUCAGUGAGGAAAACUACUUUGAAAAUAUUCUGGAAAAUUUAGCAGCAUCAGCCCAGAAAGGUCACAAAAAGCUGAGGGAUCCCGUCGACCCUGAUAUGUGGAUUAUUGGUGCCGCAGUGGUCAACGCAUUCUACUCGCACAACAGAAAUCAGAUUGUAUUUCCUGCUGGGAUCCUACAGCCUCCAUUCUUCAGUGAGAAACAGCUGCAGGCUCUAAACUUUGGUGGAAUUGGGAUGGUGAUAGGACAUGAAAUCACUCAUGGAUUUGAUGACCAUGGCCGGAAUUUCGACAAGGAUGGGAACAUGUACAAUUGGUGGAGCAACUAUUCUGCCGAGCACUUUGAAGAUCAAUCUAAAUGCAUGGUGGAACAGUAUGGCAAAUUUAGCUGGAAACUUGCAGGAGGCCAAAAUGUCAGUGGCAUCACAACAUUAGGAGAGAAUAUUGCUGACAACGGUGGAGUUCGUCAAGCGUAUAAGGCAUAUAUGAAGUGGGUGCAGAGAGAGGGUGAAGAGUACCAUCUGCCUGGACUGGACAUGAAUCAUAAACAGCUGUUUUUUCUGAACUUUGCCCAGGUCUGGUGUGGUGCCUGCCGCCCUGAAUACGCCAUACAGUCGAUCAAAACCGAUCCGCACAGUCCGUUGGAAUACAGGGUACUUGGGUCCCUCCAGAACUUUGAAGCGUUUUCCGAAGCUUUCCACUGUGAACGAGGAACCCCCAUGAACCCAGAGGAGAAAUGUAGAGUGUGGUAACUUUGCGUAGGAAGAACCUGAGGCUGUGUAUAUUUAACUAAUAAGGCAGCAAUUAAAAGAGCUUGGAUCAUAUUAUGUUGUGCUAUUAUUCUGCAGUGGAAGCUGCCUGUCUCUUAGUCUGAUCAUGUGACAGACGCAACCAAGGUGUGAUUACAAAGAUGUAUACUGUGAACUUUCAAAAGUGCACAUAUAACCAACGACUUCAGGCAUAGUGAAUGUGCACAUUGAGGGUGGUGUUUUGAAAAAGAGGCAUGCUUUUUCGUCUAUUUAAAGGUGUUUUUUUUUUAAGUUAAAAUACUUUCUCAUAUCCCAUCUAAAUAUGGAGAAAUAACAACAGUAUAAGCAAGCCAUUUGUUGGUUCAUUUCCCCCAAAAGUGUAAAACACUUUUUGAGCAUCGCAACUAGUCUGACACAGCAACACUGACUCAACCAAUGAGAUCAGUUUGGGGCAGCUUUAUGUGUUUGGUUGACCAAUUGCAGAUUGGGAUAGUGUUCGUAAAACCUGUUUGAAAACAAGAAAAAUCUUGAUUUUUGCAAUUUUGUCUUAUUUACAGGUUUCUUCUUACAUUGGAUUAAUUUUGGCAUUAAAAUAUGUGUAUACAAUAGUUGAAUUGAAUUGACAUUGAGCAAAAACAAGUUAUUUUUCCACUUUAUGUAAACAGACAAGUCCCUCAGUUGGCUUUCGAUUCUGUCAGCUCUCCAAGAAAAUAUCCGUUGUGCUUGACAUUUUCCAAAAUCGGCCAGCAACUGGAGGCUUGGAAGCCCACAUAGAUUGCGGUUUGAAUAGAACCCAGUCAAGGCAACGUCUUUCAUUUUACAAUAAACAACCUUGAAAUAUUUUGAUGAUGGAAUGAGAUUUUUUGCUUUUUAAGCAUGCAGUGAGAAAAUCAGCAAAAUAGACAGUUCUUGUUGAGUACUGUUUUCCAGAAAUUGGAUAUAUAUGUGCUUGCUACGUUUCACUCAAGAAUCUGUAUUUCUAAACGAGGGCUUAACGUUAUGUAAACGGGCCUGUUUUGCAUCUCUAACAAUUAUCUGACAACCUUAAGACUGUUAAAACCAUAUAGUUUCAAGCUUUAUGUGUUUUUGUGUGCAUAGAUCCAAUUUAUUGCUGCCUUGCAAUACUUCUCUUUAAAACGUUACACCACAUAGAAAAUGGCAUGAAGUUACCACAAUACAGGAACAAAAUAGUUAGAACAGGUUUCCAAGAACCGAGACUGUUUACAGUAAUAAUUGCUACUGUAUAUACAAGCUGUUUAACAUCUUUGCUCAGUUAACUAUUGACGUCUUACUGUAUCUUAUUAAGCAUGUUAAAUGAUUAGAAUCAGAC